Molecule: messenger RNA, 1664 nt
Organism: Theobroma cacao (cacao)
Lineage: Eukaryota; Viridiplantae; Streptophyta; Magnoliopsida; Malvales; Malvaceae
Product: protein trichome birefringence-like 11
Cellular component (GO): Golgi apparatus
Molecular function (GO): O-acetyltransferase activity
Source: RefSeq, a predicted model, not a curated record
UUUUUUUUCUUCUCUCUGUAAUCGUCCUUUAAAGCCACCCUUUUUCUGUACAAUCUGGGCAACACAGCCCGUGAAUCAAUGUGAAUCUUUUCUUCCUUUUAAUUCGUGAGGUAAGGAUGACAAAGAACGCAACUUCACAAGACUUGAACAAAACAACCCACUUGGAUUUCUCCAAGAAAUCCAAGCACUUCAAACCACUUGAACCUUUUCUGGGUGUUCUUGGCUUCAUUUUAGUCACUUGUCUCUUCAUUGGGGGCUUCUUUUACUUGGAUUACCGGGCUGUCCUCCACCCUGGUUUCCCUUUGUUUGGACUUCGUGGUACUCCAUCACCACCAUCAGAAGAUUCAGAAGUCGAAGCAGCAAUAGCUAUGGCACCAGCAACAACACUGAAUGUGAAUGGACGGCUGGGAUUUUUAGAUGAAGGUGGAGAUAUGUGUGAUAUUUAUGAUGGAAAAUGGGUUUGGGAUGAUGACUAUCCACUUUAUCAAAGCCAGGAUUGCCCUUUUGUAGAUAGUGGUUUCCGGUGUUUAGAGAAUGGCAGGCCUGAUAGUUACUACACCAAGUGGCGUUGGCAGCCUAAUGGUUGCGAUUUGCCAAGAUUUAAUGCAACAAUGAUGCUGGAAAAGCUGCGAAACCGGCGCCUUGCAUUUAUAGGUGACUCCAUUGGAAGAAACCAAUGGGAAUCUAUGCUGUGCAUGCUUGCUACUGCUAUUCCCAACAAGGAUUCAAUUUAUGAGGUGAAUGGGAACCCAAUCACAAAGCACAAAGGGUUCUUGAGUUUCAGGUUUGAAGAUUAUAACUGCACAGUUGAAUACUACAGAUCUCCAUAUCUAGUGGUGCAGGGCAGUUCUCCAAGGGGAUCUCCAAAAGGUGUCAACAUGACUCUAAGACUGGAUCAUAUGACCUGGAGUCAUCAGCAGUGGAAAGAUGCAGAUGUGCUAGUUUUUAACAGUGGCCAUUGGUGGAGUUAUGAGAAGACGAUAAAACAUGGUUGUUAUUUCCAAGAAGGAACAGAGGUGAAGAUGGAGAUGGACCUUAGAACUGCAUUCCAAAAAUCAAUUGAAACAUUAGUUGAUUUUGUUAGCAGUCAAGUAGAUACAAACAAGACACAAGUUCUUUUUCGCACCUAUGCUCCUGUACAUUUCAGAGGUGGCACUUGGAAAACUGGAGGACACUGUCAUCAAUUAAAGCUGCCUGACUUUGGUCCAUUGCCUAAUAAAACCGAAAAGCUUGUUGAUAUUGUCUCUAGUGUAUUGUCAAAGCACCCACAAGGAUUUCUAGUGAAGCUGAUGAAUAUUAAUCCCAUGACAUAUCGAAGACAAGAUGGACAUACAUCUUUGUAUCAUUUUGGGCCAGGAAAUGGGCCAGGUCCUCUCAAUCGUCAAGAUUGUAGCCACUGGUGUUUGCCUGGCGUGCCUGAUUCAUGGAAUGAGCUUAUUUAUGCUCUUUUUCUCCAGCGGGAAUCCAUACGCUCAUCAAGUUCAACUCCAAAUUCGCAAGCUCCAUUGUGAUUUUGUGACGGUACAUACUUAUUGCCUAUUGCUACUGGCAACAAUACAUGAAUGUAUAGGAAAAAAGAUUCAUAUUUCUGACAAAUAUAGGCUUGAGAUUCGAGAAUCUUGUCCACUUGAUCAAUGAAUUUAUAGCAAAUUCUUUUCCCCUCA